ACCUACAUCCCCCAAAGACCUCAUAAAACAAAUAAAUGCAUUUUUAGGAAGCUUAUAAUUACAUUUUGGGUGUUUUUUGUGAUGUCGCAAAGCUGUUUGAUGCUUUUUUUUUCUUAGUCUGUUCCAUCUAAUUACUGUGUGGAUGCCGGGAUUACGUCGGGCACCGUGUGAACUGUUACACAACCCAGAUAUAUCAUAAACCCAUGUGGAGCAGAGCUGUUUGCAGCGCACGAGCCACGCCCCCUUUUGCACAUCAUAGCUUCCGUUUGCUGCCUUCCGGGUUGCCAUGACGACCGCGUUGCAGCUCGUCUCUAAAGGCAUUCACCGCUUCCUCCACUGCUGCUCCAGAAAACUCUGUCAGGCAGAUAAAAAGUAGACAACCAAGAAAGACUUUUGUGUGAGUGGUGAUUGCUGAUAAUGGGAAUAUCAAUUCAGAGCCGUUUAAAAUGCAACAGAGAUUGAACUUGCUUUAUUUUGAUCUAACUGCGUCAUGGUGUCUGUGAAAGAAGAAGACCUCACAGCUGUAAAUGGAGCAUACAGGGACUUUUCAACGCAGGAGGACACAGUUUGGGAGACUGAGAGGGCAGUAGAAAGGAGGCAUGUUGAUUCCCUUUUAGAUGUUAGUGAGGAGAGCGUCGUGAAAGAGCUGGAGCCACAUGAGUAUCAUUGUUACUCUGGCUGGGAAGAAGCUGUUUGGGGUUGGGCCCGAGUUGCUCCGCUGAGCUGCAUACUGUUGACCCAGAAGAGACACAAGAAACCAAAGCAGAAAGAGGCUGACAAUCCGACCCCUUUGUUUGUUGACCCAACCCCCUCUAAUGCUGACAGCAUCACAGAGCAGCAUGGUGAGGCUCCUGUAGGCCUGCGUAGCUUUAGGAAAUUUAACCCACCGACAGGAUUUUGGAGUCCAGCGAUGGUAACAGCUCAGCAGUCAGAUGAUGUGAAAUGGCCUGUUCUCAACAUCAUGCAGAGAAACACAGCACAUCUCUUCCUUGAGGAAAAAAUCGUGAAAGAAGGGACGCUACGAGAGACUCCCCUGCUGCCUUGCCAUCUGCCUUCAAAAUACUCUGUGUCAGUGAACAGGCCCACAAAGCCUCAGAAACACAGCUGUAGGCCCAAUAAUACUGUGGUUCCCAUUAAAAACUUCACAUUUUUACCACCUAUAAAUUCACCUCAUCUGAAUAACAAACCCAGUAGCUACCUCUCCAGAAGCAAGAGGGCUUCAGAAAGGGAAACCUUAGAGGAAAACUGUCUUGUGUUGGAUAAGAAGAGUGGUGGACCAAGAAGAGUGGACACAGAACUUCCAAUUUACUCUGCAGCUCCGACAUCCAAGUACCAGACAUGUCAGCAUAACCCUCAGUUCCUCUCUGCUGUGAGUGUUUCUGUCCCCAAGAGGUAUCAAGUACCAGUGUCUCCUAAACCUGACACAGUGCACCAUACCAGCUACUCAAUGGGCAAGAGCCUGUCACAGGCAAUCGCACGACCUCAUAUGCACCCUGGCUGCCUGUUCUCUUGAGGACCAGAACUGUGUGUGCUGUCAAGCUGUAUGAAGCCUGUGAAUUAAACGUCUAACAUGGCCGAUGAUGACAUUAAAAUGUGCAAUAAUUUUAAAUUCUCAGGUUCAGCCAUGAGAAAAUGGCCAGUUUUAUCAUAUUUUAUAAUAAUAUGUAAUUCAGGCUCACUCUGCUGUAACAAUGUCUCCAUCAAAAUAGUCACUUGUAGGAAAAAAUGUAUAUAGUUAUGAAGCAUGUUGCAGUGGUAGGUCAGUGAACAAAACAAUGAAACGCUAACCUCAGUAUUGAUCAUUAUUUCGGCCUCUUCUCUCAGGCACUUUUGCAGCUAUUACUUGUUACCUAGCAACAAUGCUACUACCUCGUAAGAAGUAUGGCUGUGUGUCUGCCCUGCUCUCUGUGUUUUGAAAGUCCACUAAAAAAUUAAAGCUCUCUGAACACUUCUAUACAUGAUAUAAACACUGGCCAAACUGCUGCAGCUGUUCAGUAUAUUCUCACUUCCAUAUCAGUCAGCGAUUCCUGGUGAUUGUGGGUGAGGUCUGGGUUAUACACCGCUUAAGUAUAGGGUGUCCCAAAAAAAUGUAUACACCUUUUAGCAGCUGAUAAGUAACUAACCUCACACUACUAGACUUCUUUUUAUGGGGAUACCUAAAAGACAAAGUCUACGCAAUGAGCCCUGCAACAGUCACUGAAUUGAGAGCAACCGUGAAUGCAGGCAAAUACCAAGGGAAUUGUUUCAUGAUGUGUGCUAUUCCAUCGCUUCGCGUUGUCGGCAGUGUCUGGACCAGAACGGACAUCAGUUUGAGAACAGGUGAUGACAAAACAAUAGAAUGAUGUUUUUAAAUUCUUUUACAUGUUGAAAAUUAAACAAAUUAUAAUAAACAACUAGUUUACAAUUAUUUAAAGUGUGUAUACAAUUUUUUGGGACACCCUGUAUUAUCAAAACAGUAUUAUGCAAAGAAUAUACCGAGUCUAAAUAUACUGUGUGUGCUGUUGAAAGACAAGCAAUCUGCUGCGAUACGGUUUCAUUUGGGCGAUCUUUUAGUACUUAUACUUUUGUUGCUGCUAUUCUGUAAGAGCUGCAGUGUUUACAUACCAAACAUCUGUCUUUCCUGAAUGUGCAUGUUAAAUAUAAUGACUUGAAACUGGUUUAAGACUUAAUAUAUCUGGCACAUGUAAGGAUUCAGUAUGCCUAUACUUAGUGUGAUGUAACUGUGUAUCAAUGUAACAAGAGGAAGGACAGUUGACAUUAUAUAGAUAAGGGUUUCAAAUUUUUCACACAAAACUAAAAAAGUUUUGGACUUCCAAAUCAUUCAAACUGCCUUUUUUGCUUCUGAUGCAACUGAUUUGGAUGUGUGGACUGCUCACUUGCUGGUUUUCUUGGCUAAAUUCAGUACGUUUUCUUUUAUCUAUUUAUGUACUUCUAUUUAAUAAGUGACAAGGAACACAAUUUAUACUUUCCAGCGGUUUAUUAACAUCUGUAGUGUACUGUAGCUACAACAAUUAAUCAAGGCAACCAUUACCUCUACACAUAUAGGCAACAGAAAGUCAAAUUCUGCAAGAAACAAAUAUCUGCAUGCACUCCCCACAGGGACAAAAUAAAGCACUGUAACUGGCAUUUGAGACCGACAAAGCGCCUACACAUGGUUCUGUUAACAGCAAG
Messenger RNA from Acanthochromis polyacanthus (spiny chromis), 3171 nucleotides. RefSeq lists its product as uncharacterized. The record is from RefSeq and is a predicted model, not a curated record. Lineage: Eukaryota; Metazoa; Chordata; Actinopteri; Pomacentridae. The transcript has 3 exons. Bases 491 to 1513 code for a protein of 340 amino acids.